This is a messenger RNA of Babesia microti strain RI, 2502 nucleotides long. Its product is annotated as BmGPI7, B microti specific. Bases 1 to 2502 code for a protein of 833 amino acids. Lineage: Eukaryota; Apicomplexa; Aconoidasida; Piroplasmida; Babesiidae. The transcript has a single exon. The record is from RefSeq and is a predicted model, not a curated record.
AUGAAUGAAUAUCUAAUUUAUUGCAUUGUCUCAGUGUCACUAAUAAAUGGCAUAACUGCAUCAAUCAAACACAAAAUCAGUAGCGAUAUUGUUAGAAUAUUUUCGGAUGAAUCAUUAAAUUUGAAUGAAGACACAUUACCUAAGUGGAUAACUACAAAAUACCAUAAGGAAGGAGAUAGGCAUAGGUUCGAUCUUACGGUUGAUGAGAGCCAUAAAUUGAAAUAUAUACUAUGGGACGGAAUUAAAAAGGAAAUUACAAAUAAAGAGGUUUCAAAAUAUAGAAUAUACUUAUGCAAUGCACAUGUAUUUAAUGCUAAAUUGACUUUAGUAAAAAAUAAUAAUGACGAGUUUGUUCUUAUAGAAAAUAUGAAUCUAACUAAAAUUCCAUUAUGGAUGAAAAUGAAUUUAAUAGCCGAAAAAUAUCAUUACAAGAAACCAAUAUAUGUGGAUAUUGUUAAUUUGCCAAAAGAAAUCGCCAAAAUUAAUAUUGAUGGCAUAGAAUUGGUGAAAUUAUCUAAUGAUUAUUCGGAAAAUAACUUUAUCAAGGGAAUUAAAUGGGAUGAUAUAUGGGAAUAUAUCUGCCCAGAUGGAUUUGAAAUAAAUGAUUUGGCAUACGAAAAGAUCAAAACUACGGUAUAUCUGAAAAUUACACUAAAAGAUAUAGAUAAAAAAUCAGUAAAAAUGAUAGAGAAAAAAAUUAAUCUGAAUGAAAAAAUAUCAAACAACAAAACACAUAAGACAUAUUUAAGAAGAUAUUUAGGAAGUGGAAAUUUAAGUAAUAAAAAGUUACUUGAUAUUGACCUACAUAGUGAUGAAUUAUCAGACAAAAUUGAGGCACUUGCAUUCUAUAAUAAGAUAUUAAUAAGGAUUAAUCCUGAAGUCAGCAAUGAAUAUGGAAUUGGAAGUUUAAAUUGGAUUCAUAAAAUAUAUACCAGUGACGGAACGUAUAUACAUGCUUCAACAAUAGAACCAUUAGAAAUAAACAAAUUAUUAUUGUCUAUAUAUUACAGUCAUGGCGGAGAAAUAUUUAUUGCAAGACAUUUGAAUAUGAUUGAAGUAGAUAAAAUCCCAAAUUGGAUUAAAAAAAUUAAUGAAUCAAUUGUAUCUUUCAUAAGUGAUAAUAAAGGAACGUCCUUUGAUUUAUGUGAAGAAACAUUGCCAACUAUAUUAACAUUAAAUCAAAAUAAUCCUGAUUUUAUCAUGCUUAAGGUAAAACAUGAUGAAGAAAUUAAAAAUAGAAUAACUGAAAUAAGUAUGGAUAGCAUAAAUAUAACAAAUAUUAAAUAUAGUCAACCUUUGGAUAGAAUAUUAAUAAAACGUGAAGAGAAUGAUAUAUAUAUAAAUAUAUUAACAAAAAUUUAUGAUCGCUGGAAUUAUGAUUUUAGUUCGAAUUUACUCAAACUAUCAUGCAAAAAAACACCAGGUUGGCUUAAAUUCGAGCAAAAGGGAGUUAAAAGCCAAAUGACUCUUGAUCUAACUAGAGAUGUAAUUGAUCCUAACAUAAGUGCUACACAAUUUAAAAAUCUUUUGAUCUUAGAGGCUAAUCAUGAAAGUGGUUAUUAUGGAAUGCAUAAUAUAAGUUGGAAUGGUAGAUGGAUGUAUACGACAGACAAUAUGCCUAUUGGUCUUAUAAUCCUAGAAAGUAUUGAUAGGAAUCUAAUUGAAAUUACAUUGAUUAAUUUGAGUUUCUAUAAUACCACAAAAUACAACUACAAAACACAAUUAGUCAAGAUACCUAAUUGGAUUAGUGCAAUAUCUAAAGAAUUUUCACAAGAAUACGCACAAGGAAAGCCAUUAGAUAUAUCUAAUGACACACUUCCAUCUAAUAUUAUAUCUAGAAAUUAUGGAUCCGUGAUAGAUUUAGAGUCAAAGAAUAUAUAUGACGCUGAACAUAAAAUCAGUAAAAUCAUUUGGAAAGGGGAAGUAUCUAACAUUCAAAAAGGACUUUUUACAAAAGCUACACUCAAAAUAGAUGAUGAAGGAUUUUUAGAUGCACAAAUAGAAUACAUUGACGGGCGCGAUUUACGAUUCGACAUGUUUAAAUCAACGUCAAAAGGAAAAACACCUUUGUGGAUCAAAGAAAUUAACAAAGAUAUGGCCAAACGUAUGGAAAAUAAAAUUGGCGUGACAUUAAAAUUGUGUGAAAAUAGUAUUAUUAGCGAAAUGGAUGUAAAUCAUGAUGAAUUUCAAACUGAGUUUGUUAUUAAAGAAGAUCUUAAAAAAACCAAUGAUAUUAUAGGUGUAGAUUGGGGAACUGGAGCCGAUUUUAUAUCUUAUGAGGAUGAAAUUAUUGAAAAGGUGAACUUGAAUAAAAAAAAUAAGGAAAUAUUAAUCACCAAAUCAAUAAUGAAAGAUGGUAUCAGUGAGAAAAGGUUGGAUAAAGGUGUUAUGAAAUGCACUGAAACACCUAAAUGGUUCAGUGCUGAUGUAGGAAAUAAUGCUAUGUUUCAAACAUUGACGACUGUAAUGCUUAUUGUACCUCUCUAUUGUUUAACGUACUAA